Messenger RNA from Brienomyrus brachyistius, 1487 nucleotides. RefSeq lists its product as uncharacterized. The record is from RefSeq and is a predicted model, not a curated record. The coding region runs from base 407 to 1252 and encodes 281 amino acids. NCBI's taxonomy places the organism in Eukaryota, Metazoa, Chordata, Actinopteri, Osteoglossiformes, Mormyridae. The transcript has 7 exons.
AUACAGGUUAAAUUGAUUUUAAGCAAUCGGGGUUAAGUACCUUACUAAAGGAUUUAACAGGAUGGGUUCGCAAGUGACGCCUUUUGGGUAACUAGUUAAUCGACACUAAAUGCAUCAAUAACAGAAGCUAAACAUCUUUUGUAUCGGACGCUCUAUCGAUUAUGAAGCCAAUAAACAUAUAACAUAUUGCUGCUUAAAUAUUUAUUUAGUGAAUGAUCACUCUAUAUCCGAUACUACCGGAGUUGUAAACGCGGCACCUGUCUUGGGGGCGGUGCGCGUGACCGGACACCGAACUCGCCCCGCCCACGCCCCGCCUCCGCGACUCGAACCCCCUGCUUCGGCCGGGGCGCCAUGGGAAGCGGCGGCGCUGCGCCAUCCAGCCUGCGGUGCGGGACGCGACCGGGACAUGUCCGAGAGGUCCUCAGGUGUGAUAACCAACGGCAACAGUUUCCAGAAAUCUGACACCUCUCAGUCCUCUGACCUCGGAGACUCCGACUCUCCCCUGGCCCGAAUAUCCAGGGAGCGGGUCUCUGCCGAACUGAGUCCAGAUUCUGGCAUCGCUGUCACACCCUUACCCUCCAGCAGAUUCAAGUACCUCUCCUGGCACAAGGUAGAUGAGAAUGGCGUCCAAGGAAACCAGCUGAUCUGCCCCAGGGUCCGAGAAGGGCCGCCAGAGGAGGAGCUCUAUCUGAGGGAACAGGAAGGUGUCCAUGAGGAUGUGAGGAGGAGGAGGAGGAGGAGAGCAGGAGAGAAGGAGAGGUGGGAGGAGAGGCUGCAAGAGAAUUGGGAGAACUGUGUGGAGCUGAACCUCUCCUUCCAGGACCUGGGUGAUCCAUAUCAGUUAGAGAACUUCUUCCGGAUCCUGCGCCGGCUGAUCCGUGUGGAGAAGCUCCAGCUGGUGGACAACGCACUGAGAGACCUGAGUUCUAUCCCACUGCCAAUGUGCAAAAGCCUGAACUUGCACAGGAACUACCUGACCUCAGUCCGGCAACUGCCAAAGAUCCCACAGAUCCAGCAACUGGUCCUGUCGGAAAAUGGCAUCGAGGCCCUGGGAGAGCUGGUCCUGCUGGGGGCCACACCCUUGCACUCCCUGACGCUGUGUCGGAACCCCUGUGCCUUCCUGGAGGACUACCGAGCACGUGUGUUCUCCUGCCUGCCAAAGCUCAAAGUGCUCGACGGGAUCCCCAAACUGCCAGAAGACUGUGUCCCUCGCAGUCCACCUGCUCCAUCACGAACUUGCACCAUAUUGUGAGCUGGGUUUAUAUCAGCUGCUAGCCGCUGGUUGGCCAGACCCUUCACAGACGUGACCUCAAAGAGAGUCUCCUGAUCUCCAGCGAUUUCUGUCGUCUCCCAAUCAUGUAACAUCAGAGGUGAAGAAUGCAGUUUAGCAGAUGAAAGCAUCCGGAUUUAGAAGCCCAUCCUGAACAUUUUGCUAGCCAUUCUCUGUACGUAAAUGCCAUCGUUCAUUAAAAACCUUACAAACACGU